Messenger RNA from Myiozetetes cayanensis, 1222 nucleotides. It is a transcript of the gene PRXL2C, whose product is annotated as peroxiredoxin like 2C. The transcript has 6 exons. The record is from RefSeq and is a predicted model, not a curated record. NCBI's taxonomy places the organism in Eukaryota, Metazoa, Chordata, Aves, Passeriformes, Tyrannidae. Bases 1 to 669 code for a protein of 222 amino acids.
AUGGCCGGGCCGCGGGCGCCGCCGGUCACGCAGCAGGUCGGGCGGGCGCGGGGCGUGGGGCGGCGGGAGCCGGCGGGGCUGGGCGAGGCUGCCCGCUGCCUGCUGCUGGACCGGGAGGGCAGGAGCGUCCCCUUCCAGGCGCUGUUCCGGGACCGCAAGGCCAUCGUGCUGUUCGUGCGGAAUUUUUUGUGUUACACCUGUAAAGAAUAUGUAGAAGAUCUGGCAAAAGUCCCCAAGGCAUUUCUACAAGAAGCAAACGUGAGGCUCAUAGUUAUUGGGCAGUCAUCUUAUCAUCACAUCAAGCCCUUUUGCAGUUUAACUGGGUAUACACAUGAAAUGUAUGUAGAUCCACAAAGGGAAAUUUAUAAAACGCUUGGCAUGAAAAGAGGUGAAGGUAGUAACGUAUCAGUGCGGAGCCCUCACGUGAAAUCGAACACACUUCUGGGCAGCAUGAGGAGCAUAUGGAGAGCAAUGACUGGCCCGGCUUUUGAUUUCCAAGGAGACCCUGCUCAGCAGGGAGGAGCUUUGAUUAUAGGCCCAGGCAAUGAAGUUCAUUUUUUGCACCUCGAUAAAAACAGGCUGGAUCAUGUUCCCAUUAAUACAGUUUUGCAGCUGGCAGGAGUUAAACCAGUGAAUUUUUCAAACAAACCCCAGAUAAUUGACAUAUGACGCUGACAUAAUAUAUAAUUUUUUUAAAACUUGUGCUCUACAAGAACAAUUCUCCAGUGAAUUCCAACAAGCAUUGGUAAUGUUGUGUCUUUGUAGGACAUCUGACACCUUAUCUAGAAAAUGAGAGCACAGAAUAAACUACCUGGCACUGAAGAUGGACACAAAAGUGCUAUUCCCAUUGAGUACAAGAUAAUAAAAACUAAAGCACAACUGAGGCUGAUUGUAAAAAAUCCUGGAGCUUAUUACUGUCUCAUCAAACAAUCUUGUUAAUAUACUUUUAAAAUCAUUUUUCAAGAUGCACUAAACUAAAAAAUCCUAUUUUGGUCAGAAGAACAUGUCUUCAGCAGAUCAACACUGACUUUCAAUCCAGUACUUCUCAGCACUGUUUUAAAGCUUCCAGCACCGUAUGACAAUCUUGUAUUAAAAUAUUUUUUUAAUAGUCACAGUGUUGAACACGGGGAUUUAGGCUUAUGCCUACUUUUGCAUCUGACAUUAUGCGGUGGCAGACAUUAUGAAAUACUUUUCAUAAUUUUAAAUAAAUAUUUUAAAUACA